AUGUUCAGGUCCAUCCUCCCCACUGCCACCCGCACCCUCUCCAACACCCGUCUUAUCCACUCCUCUGCUAUCAGAAUGGGCGUCACCAUCGAGCGUAUCUCUGCCGGCGACGGCGUCAACUUCCCCAAGAAGGGCGACCGCGUCACCAUCCACUACGUCGGCACCCUCCUCGACGGCUCCAAGUUUGACUCGUCGCGCGACCGCGGAUCCCCCUUCUCGUGCACCGUCGGUGUCGGCCAGGUCAUCAAGGGCUGGGACGAGGGUGUCCCCCAGCUCUCGGUCGGCGAGAAGGCCGUCCUCACCGCUACCCCUGACUACGCUUACGGAGCGCGCGGAUUUCCUCCCGUUAUUCCCCCCAACUCGACCCUCAAGUUCGAGGUCGAGCUCCUCAAGAUCAACUAA
Apiotrichum porosum is the source of this 402-nucleotide messenger RNA. It is a transcript of the gene FPR1, whose product is annotated as FK506 binding protein proline rotamase rapamycin-binding protein. The coding region runs from base 1 to 402 and encodes 133 amino acids. The transcript has 6 exons. The record is from RefSeq and is a predicted model, not a curated record. Lineage: Eukaryota; Fungi; Basidiomycota; Tremellomycetes; Trichosporonales; Trichosporonaceae. Gene Ontology annotation, molecular function: peptidyl-prolyl cis-trans isomerase activity.